UAAAGUAACAUCUAUACUUUGAAGUUAAUAUAAAUAAAAAAAUAUAGUAUCAACUUUAUUUUUUACAUUUGUAAUGUACAGAGUAUUUGUUAAGAUGAGAGAGCGUAUGACGUGUUGCCUUGCUUCCUUACGCUGUAGUAUGGGAUAGGAAAAUAAACCUAAACUUGGGAGGAAAAAAAAAAAGGAAUAAGCAAAAAUAAUUUUUUCCUCCUUUGCAGGCUUCUCUGGUUAACAGCAAGUUUCAUUGUUAGAGGCUUGUUGGCUGACGUCACUUUUGGUUCAUGAAGCUUUGCCUUGAAGUGAAGCUGAAUAAAAACCUUGAGAAGAAUCUCCUUCAAUCUGCUGCAAGGAACUAAACAGACACACACACAUAGAGGGAGCACAAUUACACCCUCUUCCUUUAUGUCCUUUCCCACAGCUCCUGGAGAGACACACAGCACACACAAAAAGAGACUGGCAAGGAAAAGCAGAGAUAACCUUCCAUCACCUCUCCCUAAAAUAUUCACCCCCCUGAAUCCCUGGCAAGGAGGAGACCCCUGGGCAUAAGUGUGCAAGAGUGAUGUCACAGAACUGACUACAUUUUUUUACAAGAAGGGGUUAAAGCCCCGGGCCCCUGGACAGGACAGAUUUGAAGCUUCUGCACUGAACAGAAGAACAUGUCUCACGUGCUCAUGUAGGAUUAUCAUGAUACAAUAUGGAGUCUGCAGAGAGGAUAACAACAUCAAACCCAUCGUCAGUGACUUCUUCAUCGCCUUCCACCCCUUCUGUAGCAUCAGUGGUAACUAAAGGAGGCCUUCCCACAGGAAUCACCCCUCUGAGCUCCUCAAUUACGGCUUGUGGACACUUGUUCAGAGCUUCUGGAGAUCAACCAUUCAAUCUGUCCAGUGCCUUUCCAAUGAUCAGCCACCCGGUCUUCGGCCUGCACGCAGCCAGCUCAGGACAUUCGGAAUUUGGUGGUUUGGGAACGCUUGGUGCACCCACAGCCUUAGCAGCACAUCCCCAGUUAUCACCUUUCCCAGGUGCAGAAUGGUGGAGAGCGACAGACCCGCACACCCGCGCUGCUUUCUUCCCCCCAUUGCUUGGACUCCCACCCAUAUUUACUCCCCCAUCUCAGAACCACGACUCCUCCUUUCAUCUACGGAAUGCCGGGAAAAAUAACCGCGGUGGAACGGAGAAAGGUAUGAAUGGAUCUAUUAAUGGAGGUAGCCCUACACUAGUGACUAGUAACUGCACCUCGGUGCUAUCAACCACUACCACUAGUCCGGCACAAGUGAAGAGUGCAAGCUCUGGAGCCGGAAGCCGUGCAAGCAGCCAAGAGCAAAGCAAGUCGGAUGGUAGAAAUGAAAAGAAUAAAGAUAAGCAAAAACCAAGGAAGAAAACCGUUGAAAGUUCCAGCUCCAGCGACUCCGGGUCUUCAUCCGAUACAUCAAGUGAUGGAGGCAGUAGCAGCGACUCUGACGACUUAGAGGAAGAGGACCAAAGCAUAGAAGAGAGCGACGAUGAUGACUCCGAAUCUGAGAGUGAAGCACAAACUAAAAACAAGAGCAAGGUGCUAAUUCAUAACGUCCCUGACCUGAAAACAGAUGGAAACCAAGCGGAGAAGUUGCCGGAGAAACGUGUACACCAGCAGUUACCUCUUGUUCCUGACGCCCAGAACCGCUCACCAUUCCAGUCCCAGCAAAAACAUCCUCAGGUCUUGUCCCAGCAUCUUCCUUUUAUAUUCCAAAGCUCUCAGGCCAAGGAGGAGGCUGUGAACAAACACACAAGUGUAAUCCAAUGUACAGGACUGGUCUCUACUACCAAACCCUCUAGUUUGCUUAACCAAUCCAAUAAGGAUACCAGCUUGAAGCUUGGAGUCUCCUCUUCUGAUGGACUCAAACCAGGGAACAAACAUACCUCUGAAGACCCCAUGCCACAACCCAGCGACUUGAGAAUUAAAAGGGAUCAUCACAAACAGACAUUCCCUGCACAACUAAACAAGUCACAAGAAAGCUCCAAGCACCAGAAAAAGACAAUUGUCCCCCCACCAGUCCCUAGUCCCAUUUCUAACUCUAUAUGUCACCAACAACAAUCCUUAGAGAAUAACCACUCCAAUCCAUUCUUGACAAACGCUCUAUUGGGAAAUCACCAGCCAAAUGGAGUUAUUCCCUGUGUUAUCCAGGAGGCGCCCCUGGCACUUACCACCAAAUCAAAGCAGGACAAUAAAGGAUGUGAAAAUAUAAACGUUUCCAGUAGCGCCCAGUUUUCCACUCCAAUUAAUUUAAGUUCCUGUGUGAAAAAGAAUUCAUCCAGCAAAUCGGUCCUUGGGCCCAGCGGAUCCCAUUUAUUGCGUAAUCUUUGUAAGGAGAAAACUCUGGAUAAUAACUCACCAGCAAUAAAACCAUCCCAUCACUUAAAUGCUGCAAAGUCUUUAUUAGACAAGUUCCGAGGAACGGACUCUGAUAUCCCCAGCAGCAAGGACUCCGAUGACUCCAAUGAAGAAGAUGACGAUGAGGAUGAUGAUGAAGAUGAUGAAGAGGAAGAUGAAGAUGAUGAAGACGAUGAUUCAGACAGUCAGUCUGAGUCGGACAGCAAUUCAGACUCUGACUCGGAGGGAUCAGAAGAGGAUGAUGAUAAGGAUGAAUCUGACAGUGAUACAGAAGGGGAGAAACUGAAGUUCAACAAAACGGCUCCUUCUACGAACAGCACAGCGAACAGCAUAGCGGCACACUCCACACCCCUCAACCUGCAAGUGAUCAAGAGUCCGAGCUCUGCUCCUGCCGCACUCUGCUCCGACACACAAUCCUCUGACUUCCACAGCUCCUCUGCAACUCUCAGCCCCAGCACGCCAUGCGGUUCUGCCAAGAGGCGAAGAGUAACAGAUGAGCGUGAAUUGCGUAUUCCAUUGGAGUAUGGCUGGCAACGAGAAACUAGAUUAAAGAACGCCAGCGGACGGCUGCAGGGAGAAGUGACUUAUUUUGCCCCAUGUGGAAAGAAGUUCCGGCAGUAUCCAGAAGUUAUGAAGUAUCUCAGCAGAAAUGGAAUAAUGGAUAUCACAAGGGACAAUUUCAGCUUCAGUGCAAAAAUAAGAGUGGGGGACUUCUAUGAAGCCAGAGAUGGACCACAGGGACUGCAAUGGUGUCUUCUGAACGAGGAGGAAAUUGUGCCGCGUAUCAGAGCGAUGGAAGGGCGCAGAGGACGACCGCCUAAUCCAGAGAGGCAGCUUGCUAGAGAGGAAACAAGGAUGAGGCGCAGGAAAGGUCGACCCCCAAAUGUUGGUAGCCCAGAUUUUGCUGUGAAUGACGGAGCCAAGCUCUUAAGAAAGCUUCAAGCGCAAGAAAUUGCCAGACAAGCUGCACAAAUAAAACUUCUGCGAAAGCUUCAGAAACAAGAGCAAGCACGAGCAGCGAAAGAGGCGAAGAAACAGCAAGCUAUUAUGGCUGCAGAAGAGAAGCGGAAACAAAAGGAGCAAAUCAAGAUCAUGAAGCAACAGGAAAAAAUCAAAAGAAUUGAGCAGAUACGGAUGGAAAAAGAACUACGUGCCCAACAAAUUCUAGAGGCUAAAAAGAAAAAGAAAGAAGACGCAGCAAAUGCCAAAAUAAUGGAGGCCGAGAAACGAAUAAAGGAGAAAGAAAUGCGACGCCAGCAGGCCGUCCUCUUAAAGCACCAGGAGUUGGAGAGGCAUAGACUAGAUAUGGUAUGGGAACGAGAGAGGAGAAGACAGCACAUCAUGCUUCUGAAGGCUGUGGAAGCUCGUAAAAAGGCAGAGGAGAGAGAGCGUUUAAAACAAGAAAAACAAGACGAAAAACGUCUGAAUAAGGAACGUAAACUUGAACAACGGCGCUUAGAACUAGAGCUGGCCAAGGAGCUCAAGAAGCCAACUGAAGAUAUGUGUUUGGCCGACCAAAAGCCCUUGCCAGAAUUGCCACGUAUACCCGGACUGGUCCUGUCUGGGGGCACAUUCUCCAACUGUCUUAUGGUGGUACAGUUCCUACGUAACUUUGGCAAAGUUUUGGACUUUGACAUCCAUAAUGAUAUCCCAUCUUUAAGCGUCUUUCAAGAAGGAUUAUUAAACAUAGGGGACAGCCUGGGAGAGGUUCUAGAUCUGCUAGUAAGGCUCCUAUCUGCAGCCGUGUGUGAUCCCGGAGUUCCUCCAGGAUAUAAGGCUAAAACUGCUCUUGGCGAACAUUUGAUGAACAUCGGCAUCAACCGUGACAACGUGUCGGAGAUCCUUCAGAUCUUCAUGGAAGUGAACUGUGGGCAGACAGAGCUUACCGAAAGUCUUAAGACCAAAUCCUUCCAAGCACACACCCCGGCUGAGAAGGCGUCCGUGUUUGCCUUUCUAGUCAAUGAACUUGCCUGUAGCAAAAGCGUUGUUAGUGAAAUUGAUAAAAAUUUAGACCACAUGUCCAACCUGAGGAGAGACAAGUGGAUGGUGGAGGGCAAGCUCCGCAAGCUUAGAAUAAUACACGCAAAGAAAACUGGAAAGCGAGACUCCCUCGCAGGCCCUGAAGGAGGAGAGGAGCACCCAUCAUUGGGCACCCCCACACCUGGCAGGAAACGCAGGCGGAAGGGUACAGACAGUGACUUCGACGAUGACGACGAGGAUGACACAGAUGACCCAGCAGAUGAAGACGAUGAAGACGAGGAAGAUAAAAAAGGGAAAAAGUCUCAGAGCUGUGAUGAUGAGGAUGAUGGGGAUCAGACGGCUACUGUAGAGGAACUGGAGAAACAGAUUGAAAAGCUAUUGAAGCAACAAAACCAGUACAGGAAGAAGUUGUUUGAAUCAUCUCAUUCUUUGCGCUCUAUGAUGUUUGGGCAAGAUCGGUACCGGCGUAGGUACUGGAUUCUUCCACAGUGUGGUGGUAUAUUUGUAGAAGGCAUGGAGAGUGGUGAAGGUCCAGAAGAAAUGGCUAAAGAAAAGGAGAGGAAACGGCAAGCAGAAAACAUCCAGAUAAAAGAAGAAGCAAUUGAGAGUUGUGAUGAGAAACCCAACUGCGUGGACACCAGUGCUGGGGCGCAGAAAUGUCUGAUGGAUAAGGACAGCACCAAUCUAUUCCUCCAAAAACCUGGAUCCUUUUCAAAACUGAGCAAACUGCUAGAAGUAGCCAAAAUGCCCCCUGAGAUGGACCUUGUAACCCCAAAACCAAGUGAUUCACCCAAUGGCUGCCCUGUGCCUUUCCAGAAUAAUGCCAGGAGCACACCCAUCAUCCUGCAGGCCACCACUUCCCAAUGUAACCCUGAAAAGACAGACCUGAACCCAUUCAGUCCUGUGGUUAGUGGUUCUGGAAAGUUUUACAACUCUCCCAUAAUUCACAAUGAACAGCUGCUGAAAACUCUUACCGAGAAGAGCCAAAAAUGGUUUAGUCUUCUUCCCCGGACUCCAUGUGAUGAUACUUCAAUAACACAUGUAGAGUAUUCCACAUCCUUAGCUUCUACAAGCCAGUCCCAGCAACCUUCUCAUUCUCCUUCACCAGUGCCAUCACCGGUCAUGAACUCCUCCUCUUCUUUACAGAAUAGUUUGGGACUCAGUCCAUUCACCAUGUCUCCACUUCAGAUGAAGCAUGGUUUACCUCUGAUGGGACUUCAGUUUUGUGGAUGGCCGUCUUCAGUUAUGCCAGGAAAUCUACCUUUUUCUUCUCCGAUGCCAAGCCCAGUGGCCAGUCUCGGACUUGGAAUGUCUGAAGGAAACGGGCACGCUUUCAUCACCCCAAAUGCUCAAACCAGCAAAAGUGAAUCUCCUGUGCCACAAAGUGACAAAUCUGUCUGUACGCCAUCUCCUGCAGUGGAGGUUCCCAAACAAGUAGAUUUUCCAAGCCCUCGACCAAUUCCAGAAGAAAUGCAGUUUGGCUGGUGGAGAAUAACAGAUAUAGAAGAUCUGAAAUCUCUAUUGAAAGUAUUGAAUGUCCGAGGUAUACGAGAGAAGUCUUUACAGAAGCAAAUUCAGAAGCACUUAGACUACAUCACCCAGGCCUGUCUAAGGAAUAAAGAUUGUAUCAUAGAUACAAAAGGACAUGAUCAUGGUGAGCUGACAAGAGAUGUAGUGGAAAACUGGUGCAUGGAGGAUCAGGAGAUGGAGGUGGAUAUCGCAAUUCUCCAGCAGGUGGAAGAUCUGGAGAGAAGAGUGGCUUCCGCUAGUCUGCAAGUGAAGGGCUGGAUGUGCCCGGAGCUCGAUUCUGAGAGGGAAGACUUGGUUUAUCACGAACAUAAACCUGUUGCCCAAUGGCAUAAGGAACAUGAUGGAGACCACACAGGAGAUGAAGGCCGAAAUUCAUGUGCUAUAGAACGGAAGAGUGACAACCCACUAGAUAUAGCCGUAACCAGGCUGACUGACUUGGAGAGGAACAUUGAGAGAAGGUAUCUGAAGAGCCCCUUAAGUACCACCAUUCAGAUCAAACUGGAUAAUGUGGGCACAGUUACUGUCCCUGCUCCUGCACCAUCUAUUAGUGGUGAUGGUGACGGGACUGAAGAUGACAUUGCUCCAGGUCUUAAGAACUGGAGGAAAGCGCUGUCGGAGUCCCGCAGUGCUGCACAAGUAUCACUCUGCAUUCAGCAGCUGCAGAAAUCUAUUGCUUGGGAGAAAUCCAUUAUGAAAGUUUACUGCCAAAUAUGUCGUAAAGGGGACAACGAGGAAUUAUUGCUUUUGUGUGAUGGCUGUGACAAAGGAUGUCAUACCUACUGCCAUCGGCCCAAAAUCACAGCUAUUCCAGAAGGCGACUGGUUCUGCCCUGCCUGUAUUGCCAAGGCAAGCGGAUAUACUUUAAAAAUGAAGAAGGCCAGUCUAAAAGGGAAGAAGGCAUCUGAACAGAAAAAAGGAAAGAAAGCAUCAGCCGAGGCCGAAGAUGAAGACGUACCUGUAGUAACUGGAGGUUCUAGCAAAAAAGGCAGCAAGGACUCCAAAAAAAGGAAAGCAGAUGAAAAUAACGUUAGUCCUCCGAAACAGGAAAGUUCCCCAGCAUCUAAGAAAUCGAAGACCUCAGCCAAGGAUGACCCUAAGGAUCUGGCUCUUUGUAGUAUAAUCUUGUCGGAGAUGGAGUCUCAUCAGGACGCUUGGCCUUUUUUGCUCCCUGUUAACUUGAAACUUGUUCCUGGUUACAAAAAAGUCAUCAAGAAACCUAUGGACUUUGCAACCAUCAGAGAAAAGCUGAGCAGUGGGCAAUACCCAAGCUUUGAGGCAUUUGCCCUGGACGUCAGACUUGUCUUUAACAACUGUGAAACUUUCAAUGAAGACGACUCUGAAAUCGGCAGAGCUGGACACAAAAUGAGGAUACACUUUGAAAAAAGAUGGACGGAAAUUUUCAACAUGAGUUGAAACCAUUCGACGAUACUUCAUCCUGAUAACAGCAAGACCAGCAAUGUGAACAACAGCUAACACACACACACUAGAAAAUCAAGACCGUCUACGACCGAGGCGUCAUCAAUACAAGUCAUAGGUUACAACAUCGAUGACCAUAACCCUUUUUUUGAUUUUUGUUUUGUUUUAUUGUGUUUGCGUGUGCGUUAUUCCAACUCACUACUGUCCUGUAGUGCCAGGGGCGUACACUCAAGUCAAAAACCUAUAAAAAUAAACAUAAAAUACAAAAUGUAAAAGAAAAAAAAGGGUGUCAUAGUGCAAUAGGUAAUAAAAUAUAUCAAAACGCACUGAUUCUUCAUCCACCAGAGCUGUACUGAGGAAAUGGUUACCCAUUCCCUUUCAAUAAAUAUCUAUUUUUUAUUGUUUAAUAUUAUUAUUUUUGUUAUUUUUUUAUUACUUUGUAGCUUACUGUUAGUGAAUGUAUUUAAUUUUAUGAAUUAUUUAUGAUUAAACAGCAGACCGAAUCUUCGUUUUCUGUGAAAAGGAAGACUAGAAAAAAAAAUAUUGCUUUAAAUCUUGAAAAUACAAGAAUGUUAAGAAAUAAAUAAAUUAAAAAAAAUAAAUAAAAUUAAAGAAAAAACAAAAAAAACAAAAAAAAAAAAACAAGCCAAGUAAAACUGUUUACACAGAUGUGCUGGAACGGCACUGAAACGGAACUUUACUGUAAAGUUACAAGUACAUUUAUAUAAAUAUACGUUGCUGCAUCACUCAUAUAGUAAAAUUGUAUUUCAAGAUGGUAAAGACAAAUGGAGAACUAUGUAUAUACUGUUCACUAUUGUUUAUAUGAAGUCUUGUUUAAAAUCUGUAUGAUGUGUACAUAUUGUUUGCAGGCGUCGGGUAUGAUGUCUGUUUUAGAAGGAUUGUAGCAUUUUAUUUUAGUUAGGUAAAUAUUAACCUAUAACUUGUACAGUAUCCUCUACCAACACUGUGGCGUCUCCCUAACAUUGGUAGUGCCUGCCUUCAAAACAGGGGCGUAGGGGAUAUAAUAUUGUGGUUUGGUUUUUGUGUUUUUUUUUAUUUUAUUUUUGUUUUUUUUGUGUGUUUUUUUUUUAAUUAUUAUAUUGUUUUCUUUCAUGUUUUUUUUUAUGAUUAUUAUAAUUAUUAUUAUAAUAUUUGUUUUAUUUUCAUUUUUUUUAUUAUAUCAUUUGAAGCCAAGUAGGCCUGAAAAAACAAAAACAAAAAGUAUAAUCAUUUGUAUCCAUGUGAAAUGAAACGUGUGACAAAUUUCCUACACACAGUAUUUUUUCAUAGAUGCAUUUCCCGUCAUUCGCCUCGCCACAGAAAUGAUGAUAAUAAAAGAAAGAAAGAAAAAAAAAAUAAUAA
Molecule: messenger RNA, 8656 nt
Organism: Hyla sarda
Lineage: Eukaryota; Metazoa; Chordata; Amphibia; Anura; Hylidae
Gene: BAZ2B
Product: bromodomain adjacent to zinc finger domain 2B
Exons: 39
Coding region: 695-7291 (2198 amino acids)
Molecular function (GO): DNA binding; protein binding
Source: RefSeq, a predicted model, not a curated record